Necator americanus (New World hookworm) is the source of this 5334-nucleotide messenger RNA. RefSeq lists its product as uncharacterized. Bases 1 to 5334 code for a protein of 1777 amino acids. Gene Ontology annotation, molecular function: extracellular matrix structural constituent conferring tensile strength. Gene Ontology annotation, biological process: extracellular matrix organization. The record is from RefSeq and is a predicted model, not a curated record. NCBI's taxonomy places the organism in Eukaryota, Metazoa, Nematoda, Chromadorea, Rhabditida, Ancylostomatidae. The transcript is spliced from 25 exons. Gene Ontology annotation, cellular component: collagen trimer.
AUGAGGCAGAGAGUGCCAUUAUGGCCUCUUCUGCUGCUGGCGGCAACCACGUUUCUUGCGAUCGACGUAUAUUCUCAAACAACCUGCAGGGAUUGUUCAAAUCGAGGAUGUUUCUGCGUAGGAGAGAAAGGGUCCAUGGGAGCUCCAGGACCGCAGGGACCUCCUGGUGCGCAAGGCAUUCGCGGUUUUCCAGGUCCUGAAGGAUUGGCAGGGCCAAAGGGACAAAAAGGAGCGCAGGGACCACCUGGACCACAAGGUCCGAAGGGGGAUCGUGGACCUAUAGGAGUACCCGGAUUCCCAGGUAAUGAUGGCGCGAAUGGACGACCAGGAGAGCCAGGUCCACCUGGUGCUCCCGGCUGGGAUGGAUGCAAUGGAACAGACGGAGCACCGGGAAUUCCUGGACGACCUGGACCACCGGGUAUGCCAGGAUUCCCAGGAGCUCCAGGAUUGGACGGAGUGAAAGGAGAGCCUGCCUUUGGUUAUGCUGGUUUACCAGGAGAAAAGGGAGAUAGUGGCAUGGCAGGUAUGCCAGGUCUUCCUGGGCCUCCUGGACGAGAUGGAUAUCCUGGAGAGAAAGGAGAUAGAGGAGACGUUGGACCUGUCGGCCCGCGAGGACCUCCUGGAGAAGUUGGGGUUCCAGGCAACCCUGGAAUUGGGAGCAUCGGACCAAAAGGAGACCCUGGUGAUAUAGGACACCAGGGACCGCCCGGCCCUCCUGGGCCUCGCGAGUUCACAGGAAGUGGCUCGAUUGGAGACGUGGGAGCUCAAGGGCCACGGGGACCUCCUGGUCCUAUUGCGUCCACUAUGGCGAAGGGAACGAUAGUCGGUCCUAAGGGAGAUGUAGGAGAGAAGGGAGAGAAGGGUGAACCGGGAGAAGCUGGUCCAAGAGGUUAUCCAGGAAAUCCCGGGCUACCUGGUCAACCCGGACUUCCUGGAAUGAAAGGAGAAAAAGGCUUGUCGGGACCUGCAGGGCCAAGGGGCAAAGAAGGACGACCUGGUAAUCCUGGGCCUCCAGGAUUCAAAGGAGAUCGUGGUCUCGACGGAGUUCCAGGAUUUCCUGGCAUGCCAGGUCAAAAGGGUGAGGCAGGAUACCCUGGAAGAGAUGGACCGAAGGGAAACAUGGGUCCUCCUGGACCUCCUGGAGGAGGUUCGUUUACCGAUGGCCCUCCAGGUCCACCAGGAUUACCUGGACGUCCCGGAAAUCCUGGACCACCAGGAAGCGAUGGAUUCCCCGGUACACCGGGUCCUGCCGGUCCUCUUGGGCAGCCCGGCGGUCCAGGAGCUCCUGGCUUGCCUGGUCUCGAAGGUCUUCCAGGUCCUAAAGGUGACAAAGGAGAGAGCGGUAUACCUGGUGCUCCUGGUGUUACCGGUCCACCUGGGAUGACCGGAGCUCCUGGACCCAAAGGAGAGCCUGGCGCUCGAGGAAUACCUGGGCAAAGCUUUCCUGGCUUGCCAGGAAAGGAUGGGAGACCUGGCUUUGAUGGCGCACCAGGCAGGAAAGGAGAACAGGGCGCUCCAGGUGUGAGAGGUCCUCCUGGAGAUUCCUUGAAUGGUUUACCUGGACCACCUGGUCUUCGUGGACCCGUUGGUCCAAAGGGAUAUGAUGGACGAGAUGGAGUGCCUGGUCUGCCAGGUGUUCCUGGUCAAAAAGGAGAACGUGGGGGAACAUGUUCAGUUUGCGCUCCUGGAAUGAAAGGAGAGAAAGGCAAUCCUGGGUAUGCCGGACAACCUGGUCCGCAGGGAGACCGUGGACUUCCGGGAAUGCCAGGUCCCAAUGGUGACCCUGGUGAUGACGGUCUACCUGGUCCUCCUGGUCGUCCUGGUGCUCCUGGACCACCUGGGCUCGACGGUCUUCCAGGGCUUCCUGGGCAGAAAGGAGAACCGACGCAACUUGUUCUCCGACCUGGACCUCCUGGCUAUCCUGGAAUGAAGGGAGAACCUGGCUUUCCCGGUCUACCAGGAAGUGACGGAAUACCUGGAACGCCUGGACUUCUUGGCCCACCUGGCUUGCCAGGAAUGCCUGGAGAGAAGGGUGAAUCAGGAUCGCCUGGUCUUCCCGGUAAACCUGGGAAAGACGGCUUGCCCGGACUCCCCGGUUUCAAAGGCGAACCUGGAUACGGACAGCCAGGCCUGCCUGGACUCGCUGGACAAAAAGGAGAAGCUGGACCACCGGGAGUUCCCGGGUUACCUGGUGUACAAGGUCCUCCUGGACCUAUUGCUCCUGCUAGCAUUGUUAAAGCUGGAACACCCGGCAGACCCGGGGCACCUGGAAGACCUGGAUUGAAAGGUGAAGCCGGUUUCCCUGGAAGACCCGGUGAUGGAGGGUCACCGGGGCUUCCCGGCGUGAAUGGACGCAAAGGAGAGAGUGGCUUACCUGGACCACCCGGUCAACCUGGCAUACCUGGCGUACCAGGAGAGAAAGGACUUGCUGGUCUUAACGGUCUCCCUGGAAUUCCUGGGCCAAAAGGGGAGCCUGGUCAUCCAGGUUUGCCUGGAUUACCUGGAAUGAAAGGAGAACAAGGAGCCUCUAUGACUGGACCACCGGGCCCACCAGGUUUCCCGGGUCUUAAAGGAGAUUCCGGACCCCCUGGUCCACCUGGUCUACCUGGACUUGACGGCCAACGCGGUAUCGCUGGAGCACCUGGUCUUAAAGGUGAUGCAGGGUUCGCAGGACAACCUGGACAACCUGGAUAUCCCGGACAAAAAGGAGAACCUGGACUUCCUGGCAUGCCAGGAAAAGAAGGUACACCAGGAGCACCUGGAGCGGAUGGAAUUCCUGGUCUGACUGGACAGAAGGGCGAUGCUGGACUACCAGGUCUACCUGGGGUGGAUGGGCAAAAAGGAGAUGCAGGACUUCCUGGCCCACCAGGUCAACCUGGAUUGGAAGGUGCUCCUGGCUAUCCAGGUCAAAAAGGAAUGAAUGGUAUUCCUGGAGUCCCUGGAAGCAAAGGAGAUGCCGGAUUACCUGGGCUAUCCGGACAACGUGGAAUGAAAGGAAAUGCUGGUCUUCCUGGUAUGCCAGGUUUACCAGGAAUGAAAGGUAAUGCAGGACUACCUGGACCACCCGGCAAAGAUGGGUAUCCUGGGCUCCCAGGCAUGAAGGGAGAUCGUGGAUUCAGUGGGCUUCCUGGAGAAAAAGGAGUGCCUGGACUAGCUGCUGCUGAUGGAGCAAAAGGAGAGCAAGGACUUCCCGGUCAGCCAGGUCUACGCGGACCCCAAGGUCCACCUGGGCUGUCUGGCAUCCCAGGAGCCAAGGGAGAUUCUGGACUACCCGGGUAUGGACAACCUGGCGUUAAUGGUGAGAAAGGUUUGCCGGGGAUUCCUGGAAAGAUGGGACGAUCGGGACCUCCUGGACCUCCAGGACAGGAUGGCUUACCUGGUUUCCCCGGACUAAAGGGUGAACCGGGUUUCCUUGGACAAAGCGGCGUUCCUGGCAAAGAUGGGUUCCCAGGUAUGCCUGGUCUCAAGGGUGAGAUUGGAGCUACUGGAGCUCCAGGGCAACCAGGCGCUUCCGGCCAACAAGGAACCCCAGGCGUCCCCGGAAGUCGCGGUGACAAGGGAAGUCCUGGUUUGCCCGGCCUGCCAGGUGAACGUGGACUUGACGGAAUCCCCGGUCUCAAAGGAGACAUUGGACACUCUGGCCAACCUGGCCUUCCCGGACUUCCUGGACCUAAAGGAAGUGCUGGAGCGCCAGGAUUUCCUGGUUUGAAGGGAAAUGCCGGAUUUCCCGGAAAAGAUGGUCUUCCUGGUCUUCCCGGGAUGAAAGGCGAUGCUGGAUAUCCUGGAGAACCUGGUCAUGAUGGAUCGGAUGGCGUUCCAGGAGAAAGAGGAGCUGCUGGACUUCCCGGUCUUCCAGGACCACCAGGGCAAUCAUUCCCUGGGCCUCAAGGACCAACUGGCCCACCUGGGCUACCUGGAAAAGAUGGUCUUCCUGGCUUGCUAGGUCCAAAGGGAGAAUCCGGUCAACCAGGCUUCCCUGGAACACUAGGAAUGAAAGGGGAACCCGGAUUACCAGGGUUCCCAGGACAGAAAGGUGAACCAGGGAAAACUGGCGUUCCUGGGAAGCGUGGAAACGAUGGAUAUCCUGGCAUACCUGGGAAGGAUGGACUGCCGGGUCUUCCUGGACUCAAAGGAGAAGUUGGAGCUCCUGGACCUCAAGGCUCACCUGGAAUACCUGGUCUUCCGGGCAUGAAAGGAGACAACGGCCUUCCUGGUUUCCCUGGACAAAAAGGCGAAUCUGGCAAACCUGGAGUCCCUGGUCAACCUGGAUUACCUGGAAUUAAAGGAGAUGCAGGUUUCCCUGGUCAACCAGGUCGCGAGGGACAGCCUGGCUCAGAUGGGCCUCAAGGGCCUCCUGGUUUGCCUGGCCCCUCUAGUAUUGUCGUACCUGGCGUGAAAGGAGAGCCAGGUCUUCCUGGCGUACCUGGAAUACGUGGGGAAAAAGGACUUCCCGGACUUGAUGGACCACCAGGUUUAGACGGUCCCCCUGGAACGCCAGGUUCUCGUGGAAGUGACGGAUUCCCUGGUCAACCAGGUUUACCUGGUGAGAAAGGCAUGGCAGGGCUUCCAGGACUUCCUGGUCUUGAUGGAGCCCCUGGCGCUCCGGGACAACCAGGAUUUCCAGGAGCACCCGGCCCUUCUGGGCCUUCGUACAGGGACGGCUUUCUGCUUGUGAAGCAUUCUCAAACUACCGAGAUCCCUCGUUGUCCUGAUGGUCAAACGAAACUUUGGGAUGGUUAUUCGCUGCUAUACAUUGAAGGGAACGAAAAGUCUCACAACCAAGACCUUGGUCAUGCUGGUUCAUGUCUGCAGCGAUUUUCAACAAUGCCGUUUUUAUUCUGCGACUUCAACAACGUGUGUAAUUAUGCAUCACGAAAUGACAAAUCUUAUUGGCUCUCCACCACCGCACCAAUACCAAUGAUGCCUGUCAGCGAGGGAGAAAUUGAGCGCUACAUCUCUAGGUGUUCCGUAUGCGAAGCGCCGGCAAACGUCAUUGCUGUACACUCACAAACGAUACAAAUUCCAAACUGUCCUGCUGGCUGGAACAGUCUGUGGAUCGGAUACUCCUUCGCUAUGCAUACUGGAGCUGGUGCUGAGGGAGGAGGACAAUCUCUCAGCUCACCUGGGUCCUGUUUGGAAGACUUCCGAGCAACGCCCUUCAUAGAAUGCAAUGGAGCAAGAGGCACCUGCCACUACUUUGCUAAUAAGUUCUCCUUCUGGCUAACAACCAUUGACAACGAUCAGGAGUUCAAGAUUCCUGAGAGUCAAACACUUAAAUCUGGAAGUUUACGCACUCGAGUAUCGCGGUGUCAAAUUUUUGAAGAACUGCCAUAA